This is a messenger RNA of Hypomesus transpacificus, 1124 nucleotides long. Its product is annotated as SPRY domain-containing SOCS box protein 2. The record is from RefSeq and is a predicted model, not a curated record. Gene Ontology annotation, cellular component: SCF ubiquitin ligase complex. Lineage: Eukaryota; Metazoa; Chordata; Actinopteri; Osmeriformes; Osmeridae. Bases 44 to 940 code for a protein of 298 amino acids. Gene Ontology annotation, biological process: proteasome-mediated ubiquitin-dependent protein catabolic process. The transcript has 2 exons. Gene Ontology annotation, molecular function: protein binding.
UACAUCAGUGGGAGAGUAGCUGACAAGUGCUUUAAUUGCAUUAAUGGGUCUCACAUUAUCUCACUGGCUGCAUGGCACUUCUUCUGGAAAGCCUUCCUCCUCCUCCUCCUCCUCCUCCUCCUUUCGCCCACUGGCCACACCCCCCUCGUCCCGCCUGUCACUCAUGCUGCACUCCUCCCCUGCAGACGCAGAAGACAGACGGUCUUGUUGGAGUCCCACCCACUGCUCCCCUCACUUCCGCCGGUCAGGAUGUGGACAGGAAGUGACACGUGCACCUGCCCAGCAGAGUAGCGAUGGGGUGAGGGGGGAGAGAGGGGAGAGGAGAGGGCUCCACCUGUGGGAGGUGCUUUGGAGUCCCACGCACAGAGGAAGUCAUGCGGUGGUUGGCAUCUCUACUUCCUGUUGUCCUCUGCAGGCCUCGGGGUACACCGCUCUGGUGGGGGGAGACUCUGAGUCCUGGGGCUGGGAACUAACAUCCAACCAACUGUGGCACAAGGGGCAGGUUCUGGGGGUGUACCCGAGGGGAAGGCGGCAGGCAGGAUGUUGUCCGAAGGGCCCGCAGCUUGUCGAGCAUUGGUCUCACACACAGACUGGUCUGGAGGAUCAGGGCCCUGCAUCUGCUCUCACCAUCCCUGAACGCGUGCUGCUGGUGUUGGAUGCUGACGCAGGAACUCUGGGAUACAUCGUGGAUGGGUGCUUCCUGGGUGUGGCGUUCUGUGGUCUCCCGAAGGGGGCGGAGCUGUUCCCAGCCGUGAGCAGCGUGAGAGGCGGAGCUGUGGUGCGACUGCGCUACCUCAACGGAGCUAAUCGUGAUGCCCCUAAGCUCAUGGCCCUGUGUGGUUUGUCCAUCCGUCAGUCGAUGGGGAACCAGAGAGGGGAUCAGACAGCCCGACUGCCUCUUCCUCCUCUUCUCCAACACUACCUCCUCCCCAGCCUGUGACCUGCUGAUACACAUAUAGGAAUCCUUAAGACCAUAAAGCUGAUUGAGCUGAUCAAUGCAUAUGAUGGUUGUGCGUUAUUUAGAAUGUAUUUGUUUUCUAUUAAUUUAUCUUUUUAAAGAAUAAGUGACCAAACGUAAAUUAUUUGACAUUGUUAUUUAUUGUAUUUUAUCAGUAUUUAUUGCA